AAAGAAAUCGCAGUUAGCUUUUAGACAGAUGUAGUUUCCUAAAACUGGAAUUUUGAAAACAAAUAUCUAAACACCCAAUUACAAUAUUUUAACAGUGGACCCGAUUGCAGCAUAUUAGACCCUUCUUCCCCCAAUAAUGCAAUUAUAUUCCUUCUUUUCUUUUCAUCUCAAUUCCUCAAAAUCUCUGUAAUUUGAGUUUGUCACCUCCGAUCUUGUUUUCAGUCAGCGAGUUGUUAACGAUGGCUUUUCAAAUUGCGAAACGCCUCCUUCGCAGCCGCGCAACCAAUGAAGUCUUCACGAUGUCGAGAAGCCCUAGUUUAGGACUGUUCUCAUCGAUCGAUCGGAACUAUUCUUCCAGCUCCAAUCUGAUCCGCGCCACUCUCUUCCCCGGCGACGGUAUCGGUCCCGAGAUCGCCGAAUCCGUGAAACAGGUAUUCACAGCUGCAGAUGUCCCAAUCGAAUGGGAAGAACAUUUUGUGGGGACAGAAGUUGAUCCAAGAACUCAAAGCUUUGUUACAUGGGAAAGUCUAGAAUCAGUAAGACAAAACAAAGUGGGGUUAAAAGGCCCAAUGGCUACACCAAUUGGUAAAGGUCAUCGUUCCUUAAACCUCACCCUAAGAAAAGAACUCAACUUAUAUGCCAAUGUUAGACCAUGCUACAGUCUACCUGGUUACAAGACUCGUUAUGAUGAUGUAAACCUUGUCACUAUUCGUGAAAACACAGAAGGAGAAUACAGUGGUCUUGAACAUCAAGUGGUGAGAGGAGUUGUUGAAAGUCUUAAAAUCAUCACACGUCAAGCCAGUUUAAGGGUGGCUGAAUAUGCUUUUUAUUAUGCUAAAGCCCAUGGAAGGGAGAGGGUAUCUGCUGUACACAAAGCCAACAUCAUGCAGAUGUCUGAUGGUCUGUUCCUGAAGUGUUGUCGUGAAGUUGCUGAGAAAUACCCUGAGAUUAAAUACGAGGAAGUUGUGAUUGACAAUUGCUGUAUGAUGCUAGUGAAGAAUCCAACACUGUUUGAUGUUUUAGUGAUGCCAAAUCUUUAUGGUGACAUCAUAAGUGAUCUGUGUGCUGGGCUAAUUGGAGGAUUAGGGUUAACACCCAGUUUGAACAUUGGAGAGGGUGGUAUUGCUCUUGCUGAAGCUGUUCAUGGCUCAGCUCCUGAUAUUGCUGGAAAGAAUUUGGCAAACCCAACUGCAUUGUUACUGAGUGCUGUGUCGAUGCUUCAUCAUUUGGAUCUUAAUGAAAAAGCUGAUCAGAUUCAGGAGGCUGUGUUGAAAACAAUUGCAGAAGGGAAGUACAGGACUGGUGAUCUUGGGGGAUCAUCAACAACCACUGACUUCACUAAAGCCAUCAUUGAUCAUCUUUGAUUUUUUUCUUACAAUAACACCAAUUUUGCAUUUAUAAUAUGUGAACAUUUGGAGUUGUAACUUGUAAGGAGGGAAUGAAUUAGACCCACCCAGAACAAGAUUUUCUUUUACUUUUUUUUUAUUUUUUUGUCAAGAUUUUAUUUGAGCGAUAAAGAUACGAACAUACUGCUCAAAACUCAAAGGAGAAAGCUGUACUAGCUGGCAUGAUUUUAUUCGUUGGUAUUAUUACGUGUAACUUAUCAAUAAGUCUCAUCAUCACUUUCACUUGAUGGAUCGAUCAUGGUUGCUUCUUUUAUUUCAUUUCUUUUGUUUACUUUAAAAACAAGGUUAUAUUAGAAUUGGAUUCAAAAUCAUUGGAUUGAAAGCCAUAAAAACAGUGUAAGUCUGUCUGUAUAUAUUGCAAGAUCAAAUAGCAAUGAAAUGCAUCUCUCACAACCUUAAAUUGUUCACAUCUUUCAGAACCUAAAUACCAACUUCAUCCAUCCAAUUCCAAUCUGUCUUUCUUCAUUUCCUUACUUUUCUCAACUUCCUUCAACCAUCAUGCAUCGUUGUUGCAAGCUUCGGGGAGCCAACCAUAGCCGUUUUGAGAAAGGGUAAGCAUGGAUGUCAUCAAGGCCGAAGCAGUAGCAGUGUGGAAAGGU
Lactuca saligna is the source of this 2005-nucleotide messenger RNA. Lineage: Eukaryota; Viridiplantae; Streptophyta; Magnoliopsida; Asterales; Asteraceae. The record is from the annotation of a GenBank genome assembly.